Molecule: messenger RNA, 582 nt
Organism: Prunus mume (Japanese apricot)
Lineage: Eukaryota; Viridiplantae; Streptophyta; Magnoliopsida; Rosales; Rosaceae
Source: RefSeq, a predicted model, not a curated record
AUGGGUGAUGCAGAAUCUUUGCAUUCCGCUGAUGAGCUGAAACGCCAGAAGAAAAUCAAAAUGGCCAUCUAUAUUAGUAUUUUCGUUGUGUUUCAGAUCAUAGUUAUCACCACAAUGAGUCUUACUGUCAUGAAAGUCAAGACCCCCAGGUUCAGGCUAGGCAACAUCAACGUCCAGAGCUUCGAAUCUGUCCCGGCAACGCCUUCAUUCGACACGAAAUUCACAACCCAAAUCAAGAUCAAGAACUCAGCCAACUGGGGUUCCUACAAGUUCAAUGCUGCCAAUGUCACAUUUCAAUACCAAGGAGCGACUGUGGGAGUAAUUAAUAUCGCAAAGGGCAAGGCUGGAUGGCUUUCGACCAUAAAAAGAAAUGUGGAGGUGACUUUGAGUUCAAGUGGAUUAACUGGUUCAAAUCUGGGCAGCGAAUUGAGCAGUGGGGUGUUGACGCUCAACAGCGUAGGCAGAUUGAAUGGAAAAGUUGCAAUUAUGUUCAUAAUGAAGAAGAAGAAGGCUACCAACAUGAACUGCACCAUAGCUUUUGAUGUGGCUGCAAAGACCCUCAAAUCUUUACAAUGCAAAUGA